GCCAGACCGUAUUAUGUUCUGCGGCAUUUGGCGGAUUGACUAUAAAUUUACUCUUGUAGGACUGUGCUCCCCGAUCUCAUCUCAUCAUAUACGGUAAGAAGUCUUUUUUUGUACAAUGUGUGAGAACAAGUCGAAAUAGAGAAAUUCGCACGCGAUUGUCAUGCAGUCCAACGAUGGCGUACACGCUGGAUCGGAGCCAGACAACAUUUCUGACUCCAAGCUCGACGAUUCUCUCGGUGACUCGAAUGUCGACGACGAGAUGCACACAGAUUUUGACCUGCGCUCCAUCAGGUCAAUGUCAAGCUCUGGGGACUAUGAAGCCAUUGUGGCAGCCGAUCGUGCAGAGCUCACGCGGGUAGCAAGUGAGGCAAAGGUAUACAUCACCAACCACAGCACACCCACGCCGUCGAGGUAAUCACCGCUGAUUCAUCCAAUGCUUACAGCGAGGGGAAGUCCAUGAUCCUACAUUGGACCCGUUUGAUCCAGCCUUCGAUGUGUACAGAUGGGCCAGGAUGAUCCUUCGUGCAGCCGAGGGAGCCAGGGUCAAGUUUCGUCGGGCCUCGAUCACUUUCAAGAACCUGAGUGUCACUGGUUCCGGUAUUGCCAUGAACCUUCAACCCACAGUCGCAUCGUAUCUUCUGGCUCCAUUGCGUCUUCGAGAGUGGCUUCGCCUCGCAAAGAAGCCCCAACGAGAUAUUCUCAAGGAGUUUGACGGCCAUGUGAACCCGGGAGAAAUGCUGUUGGUCCUGGGACGUCCCGGAAGUGGUUGCUCAACACUCCUAAAGACAUUGGCGGGAGAAUUAUUCGGUUUGAAGGUGGGAGAAGGCUCUGACAUACAUUAUAGCGGAAUUCCUCAACGCGAGAUGAUCAAACAUUUCCGAGGGGAAAUUGCAUAUAAUGCAGAGAUCGAAAGACAUUUUCCACACCUGACGGUCAAGCAGACACUAGAGUUCGCCGCAGCCAUGCGGACACCCCCGAAUCCGCUCCUGGGAGAGUCGCGGACCGAGCAUGUCUCGAGAAUGGCCGCAGUUGCAAUGGCGGUAUGUGGCUUGACCCAUGUUCAGAACACCCGAGUCGGUAAUGAGUAUGUUCGAGGCGUAUCAGGAGGAGAAAGAAAGCGUGUCAGUAUUGCCGAGAUGAUAUUGGCAUUCUCGCCUGUUGGGUGCUGGGACAAUAGCACCAGAGGCCUUGACUCUGCGACUGCCCUCUCGUUUAUCCGCACUCUCAGACUUUCUGCUGAUUUGACUGGAUCUGCUCAUGCCGUCGCCGCAUAUCAAGCAUCUCAAUCCAUGUACGAUACAUUCGACAAGGUUGUCGUCUUAUACGAGGGCAGAGAAGUCUUUUUCGGGCCAGUCAAUGCUGCCAAGGAGUACUUUACGACCAUGGGCUGGCUUUGUCCCGCCCGACAGACGACACCUGAUUUCCUGACCUCCGUUAGCAACCCACAGGAGAGAAAGGCUCGCCCUGGAUAUGAAGAAAAGGUUCCGCGGACUGCGGCUGAAUUCGAAAAUUACUGGCAAAAGUCAGAACUCCGCAAGACACUUCUACAAGAAAUUGCAACCCACGAAGAGAAGGUGCUAGACACCGAUGCUGCUCAUGAGUUCAAGGUGGCCCGUCGAGCAGUGCAGUCCCACCAUGUCCCACCGAGUUCUCCUUACACGGUGUCCAUCUUGUCACAGAUCAAUAUCUGUACGAAGCGUGGCUUCCAGCGUCUUUGGAACGAAAAGGUGAUACGACUCACCUUGGUCAUCGGACAAGGCAGCAUGGCACUGAUCAUCGGCUCCGCCUUUUUCGGCAUGGUACAAGACACGAGCAGCUUUUUCGCCAAAAGUUCAGUCAUCUUCUCUGCGGUCCUACUCAAUGCCCUGGUUGCGGUUACGGAAAUCAAUCGGUUGUAUGAUCAACGGCCGAUUGUCGAGAAGCAGGUUUCCUAUGCAUUUUACCAUCCGUUUACAGAGGCUCUGGCCACGGUGAUAGCGGAUCUACCGGUUCAAAUACUGACGGCGGUAAUUUUCAACGUCACUCUGUAUUUCUUGGGAGGCCUCAGAAGGGAGGCUGCGCAGUUUUUCAUCUUCUUCCUUUUCGCCUUUCUGACCAGACUGGCCAUGACGGGACUUUUCAGGUCCAUCGGUGCAGCCACCAAAACCAUUUCCCAGGCACUCGCCAUCGCCGCAGUGUUGGUGCUAGCGAUUGUGAUCUACACAGGUUUCACUAUUCCACGACCUAACAUGCAUCCUUGGUUAAAAUGGGUCAGCUGGAUCAAUCCUAUAGCGUAUUCGUUCGAAUCCAUGCUGGUCAACGAGUUCCAUGGCCAACAAUUUCCAUGUGGCAGCUAUGUCCCGGCAUACCCGCAGUUGGUCGGAGACACAUUCAUCUGCUCCGUUCCUGGAUCCGUUGUCGGACAGUACACGGUGUCCGGCGACGCGUAUAUGCAGUCAUCCUUCAAGUACAGCUACGACCAUAUUUGGAGGAAUCUUGGGAUCCUGAUUGGCUUCCUGGCAUUCUUCAUGGUGACUUAUCUGGGUAUUACUGAGAUCAACUCGAAAUCUACGAGCAAGGGUGAAGUUUUAUUGUUUCGUCGUGGACACGUACCCGCGUACAUCGAGAAUGGCCUCAGGAAAUCAGACCAGGAAUCAUCCGGUACUGGAGCUCCAGUCUUGGAGAAGGACACCUCCGAAGAGAAAGAUGUCCAAGCAAUCGAACCACAGACGGCCAUUUUCACGUGGCGCGACGUCAAUUAUGAUAUCCCCGUCAAGGAAGGCACCCGAAGGCUCCUUGAUCACGUUUCUGGCUGGGUCAAACCGGGGACAUUGACUGCGUUGAUGGGUGUCUCGGGUGCAGGUAAAACGACUCUACUUGAUGUGUUGGCUCAGCGUACGUCAAUUGGAGUCAUCACCGGCGACAUUUUUGUGGAUGGGAAGGCGUUGGAUGCAAGUUUUCAAAGGAAAACAGGCUACGUUCAACAACAAGACCUUCACUUGGAAACGUCGACUGUUCGGGAGGCAUUACGUUUCAGUGCAGUUCUUCGCCAACCAAAGUCUGUCUCUCGAGAGGAGAAAUACAAAUACGUGGAAGAAGUGAUCAAGAUGCUCAAUAUGGAAGACUUUGCCGAGGCGGUCGUGGGCGUACUGGGAGAAGGUCUCAACGUCGAACAACGCAAGCUCCUCACCAUCGGCGUCGAGCUCGCGGCGAAGCCUGCACUGCUGUUCUUCCUGGAUGAACCCACCAGCGGCCUCGAUUCUCAAUCGAGUUGGUCGAUCCUUCGAUUCCUACGCAAGUUGGCGGACCAUGGCCAAGCCGUACUGUCGACGAUCCAUCAACCCAGUGCCAUGCUUUUCCAAGAAUUCGACCGACUCCUUUUCCUCACCACCGGCGGUCGACCAGUGUACUUUGGCGAAAUCGGCUCCAAUUCGGAAACGCUCGUCAACUAUUUUGAGAAACACGGAGCCAGACAUUGUAGCGAAUCCGAGAAUGUGGCCGAGUACAUUCUGGAAAUUGUCGGGCCCGAAGCUGCCGCUCAGGGCCACCUCGACUGGGUCGACAUAUGGAGGUCUAGCGACGAAAACAAGGCCAUGCUUGAAGAACUAGACCGGAUCAACAUCGAGAGGAGCAAUGCCACCGAUCAGAACCAAACCCGGACCGUCGCGGGCAAAGACGACGACAUCAGCCAAUUUGCCAUGCCUGUUCGAACCCAGAUAUAUUACAACACCAUCCGAGCCUUUCAACAAUACUGGAGGACGCCAGGUUAUAUUUGGCACAAGUUGGCCUUGGGUAUCGCGUCAGCGCUGUUCAUCGGAUUCUCAUUCUGGCAAUCGAACAGUUCCCAACAAGGCCUACAAAACGUCUUGUUCAGUGUCUUCAUGCUCACGGCCAUCUUUACGGCCUUGAUUCAACAAAUCAUUCCUCGUUUCGUCAUUCAACGGUCCUUGUACGAGGUCCGAGAACGUCCAUCCAAGACUUAUUCUUUUGUCGCUUUCCUCCUGGCAAAUGUCAUAGUCGAGAUCCCUUACCAGGCUCUUUUGGGUCUCAUGGCAUAUGCUUCAUAUUUUUAUUCGGUUUUUGGUAUUCAAUCAUCCGAAAGACAAGGAUUGGUCAUGUUGUUUUGUAUUCAAUUUUUCGUCUACGCAAGCACAUUUUCUCAAAUGGUAAUCGCCGCUUUACCGGACGCCGAAACCGCAGGUAUCAUUGCCACCCUGAUGUUUGCAAUGUGUGUUAUUUUUAAUGGUGUCCUGCAACCACCCGACGCCUUGCCAGGGUUCUGGAUGUUCAUGUACCGAGUCAGUCCUUUUACUUACAUCAUCGACGGGAUCGUCGGGACGGCCUUGCACGGUCGACGGGUGGUUUGCGCGUCGAACGAAUUGAGUGUCUUCGAUCCACCGCCGAACAUGACCUGCGGUCAAUACUUGGAGCCGUACUUGGAAAGAGCACCGGGAACUCUGACGAACCCAUCGGCCACCAGCGGCUGUUCUUAUUGUCAGUUGACGGUGGCCGAUCAGUAUUUGGUCCCCCGAGGUAUCGAGUGGUCCUUGCGGUGGCGAAACUUCGGUCUCGUUUGGGCCUAUGUCGUUUUCGACCUGGUCAUGAUACCGAUCUUGUAUUACACCUUUCGUAUGAAAAAGUGGGGUGGGAAGGUCUCCGUCGGCAAGGGUGGUGUACAACAUCACAAACACCAACGCGAACACGAACACGAACAACAGGGACCGAAACAACAAGACCAAAAGCGAGAACGACGAGAAAAACCACCAUUGCAAAAUCAAUUCUUCGGGUGGCUCAAGACGAUGGGUAAAUGGUGUCACACGAUCGUGACGGGACGUGAACACAAGGUGCCUUUUCACAAACGUGCAGAGAAUGCCAGGUUCUUGUGAGAAAACCCAACAACCACUGGGGCGGUUAUGUAGAUAUUGUGUCUGGAGAAUUUUAAACUUCCGAGUCCUUGAAAAUGCGAAUUCAAGUCACAUUCUUCUUCGUUUUCCAACUUCAAAGGUCGAUACCCUGACCUUGGCGCAGGUGAUCAGACAAUCCAAACCAACUACAUAUAUAUACAUAUAUACAUGGUGUAAAUUCAGUCGAGUUUCCUCCUAGCGAAUUCAAGAUCAGAGAGAAUGUUUCAUUCUAUACACAUGUGUAAUGGAAUUCGUCUAGACAAGAAGGAAAAGAAAUGUGUGUGUGUGUGUGUGUGUGAGAAGGAGAAGAAAGAAAUAUAAGAAAAAAGGAGUCGAGACUCGAGAGAGACAUUAGAAUAGAAAACCAAAAAUAAGAAAAAUAAAAAAAGGGGGGUGUUGUGGUGUAGCACACAAAACAAACCCCAACAAAACCAAACAGAUAAACGAAAAUACAAUAGGGGGUAUUAUCUGGCCAGCAAGCAACAAUUGACAGUGACAGUGACAAUGACAGACUGUUUUGAAAAACCAAAACAUCGAAAAAAGAUCAACGCUUGCCAAUCCAUGCCCAUGCAC
This is a messenger RNA of Exophiala oligosperma, 5456 nucleotides long. RefSeq lists its product as hypothetical. The transcript has 10 exons. The record is from RefSeq and is a predicted model, not a curated record. Gene Ontology annotation, cellular component: membrane. Gene Ontology annotation, molecular function: ATP binding; ABC-type transporter activity; ATP hydrolysis activity. Bases 513 to 4865 code for a protein of 1450 amino acids. NCBI's taxonomy places the organism in Eukaryota, Fungi, Ascomycota, Eurotiomycetes, Chaetothyriales, Herpotrichiellaceae. Gene Ontology annotation, biological process: transmembrane transport.